CAGGACCAUGAGCGGCCGCACGCUUUGCCUCCUGCUGUUGCUGGGUUUGCUGGCCGCCGGGGGGGAGAGCUCGCCUGCACUCCCCGAACAGGAGAGGCCGGAGCGGGCAGGCUCCCCGGCUCCCGGGGCUGGAGGAGGGGGACCCGGGAGGAACGGGGCUCCCCCGAACCGGAGGAGCGGCCAGCCGCCUCUGGAAGCCACCAAAGCAAAGUUGGGAGCCCUGGCAAAGUUCUUCGGCAAAUUCCGGCUGCUAGUGCUGGCCGCCCCCGACCCCUCGGACAACUCCUACCGCCUGAUGGAGCAGCAGAUCGACGUGAAGAGCCGGCAGCUCCGCUGUCACUUGGUAGCCAGGGACCUCUUGGUCCUGGUCUUGUUCCAGGAGGCGAGUGCCUCCCCGGGCAAAUUGCUCACCGUCUCCCAGGAAGGCGAGGUCUCGGAGGAGGCGGUGGGAGCUCAGGAGGCAGCUCAGAUCCGGCAGCACCUGUCCUUGGAGGAGGGUCAGUUUGGAAUGGUGCUGCUCAGGAAGUCCAUGCAACUGUACGAGAGGUUCCCGUACGCCGUGAGGAUGGAGGCUGUGCUAGAAACGGUGGACCAAAUGCCCCUCAGGAAGAUCGAAAGCGUGACCAGGAGAAGCCAGCUGCUGAAGUGCCAAGGUGGGAGGGAGAGGAAACUGGGCUCAAGACAAUCCCACCACAACAGGAGGGGAAUGGUCAACAGGGGAAUGGUCAACAGGACAAUGAGCAACAGGGGAAUGGUCAACAGGACAUUGAUCAAUAGGACAAUGAGCAACAGGGGAAUGGUCAACAGGACAUUGAUCAAUAGGACAAUGUCGAACAGGGGAAUGGUCAACAGGACAAUGUCGAACAGGGGAACGGUCAACAGAAGAACGGUCCAAAGGACAAUGACCAACAGCAGAUUGAGAUUAGCUUCUCCCAAUUCCCAGAAGUUGGUCCAUUCUAAGAGUGCCGGUUCUUCAGGGAAACUGAGAACGUCAGCCCCAGGCAGCAGGAGGACACUGGGCAAACGGAAAGGUUCAGCCACCACCCUGAACUCGAUUGGCAAGAGAAGAGCUGACAGCCCCAGGAGUGCAGAUACACCCAAGACGUCUCCCACAGUGCCACCAGGACAGCAGAUGAUGGAUCAGAUCAAAAGGAAGGUGCAGCAGAUGUUAGUGGCCAAACACCAGAAACCUGACCAGCGCAGGCCCAUUCUCAUCAGCCAGAAUAGGAGCCAAAUAUCCCGGACAGGAACUCAUACCUACCCCAUACCCUGGGCCCGCUCUACUAGCUCACCUCCAGUGUUCUCAACCAUGACUUUUCUUAACAGACCUACUGCUGGUACUGAACUGGGUUUCCAACCAGAGAAUGCUGUCUCCCUGAAACGCAACCAAUCUCAAUUGUCACCAGCUCAGACUGUAAGGCCAGGAGUCUUUGAAUCCAACCCAAGCAUAGUUCAGUCCCAGGACAGUUUUUCCAUUUAUCAGACUCUGGAGAACUUUUCCAGUCUCCCUACAGCUCUGCCACAUCACACUGAGUCAGGACAUUGGAACAAUGAGUCACCUAGUGUUCAACCCAGUCUUAUUGGGUCCUCUAAUCCCUCUGACCGAGUGUCUCAUGUCCCACACCAACAAGAAACAUCAGCCUCCAACUCUGAGAGCCACCAAACAAUGGACCAGUGGUCAGAUUCUCUCCCCAGGACCACACUUCCCAAAACCCCCAGGGUUCCCGUCACUGUGCAGCCCAUUGAAGAUGGAACUCGCGACAAGGCAGAGGGAGAGUUAGGCCAGCUGCCUCCAGAACGGGGGAGAGGGCGUCAGAGGCAGAAUAACCCAAUAUCUGUACGAACCAGAGGCAGGAAAGGGGAGAACAAGCAAGAAGGUAACGCAAAUAAAGCGGUCAGAAACAAAGGCCGGAAAAACAGGAGAAACCGCAAGAACAAGAAAAAUGGCUCCAGAAACUCAAAGCCGAUUGAGAACAGGGAGCUCAUGGGAUUUUUACAGCAUUUUCAGAACAAGCGGAGAUUGCUGCUUAUUACAGCACCCAGGAAAGACAGCAAGCUCUACACACACCAAAGGGAUGAGUAUCUGGAGCACUUAUGCCAACUCGCUGUCCGGAAAUUCAGCAUGAUCGCUAUCCUGGGCUCACAAUCCAACAGCACCCUGACGGUGGAGCAUUAUCAGAAUGAGAACGAAUUAGCACUUGAAAAUCCAGUUUCCGAAUCUGCCAACGUUGAACUGAUUGCUCAGCUACGAAGAGAAUUUGGAAUGUCAUUUGAUGAAUUCUUUAUGGUUCUGGCUGAUUAUGAUAUGCAAGUUAAGCAAUAUUUCGAUGUCCCUAUCCCCGUUAAGAUUCUAGUGGAUUAUGUGGACACACUGCCUUCUCGGCGGCUAGAGAUUGAGGAAGAAAAGAAAAAUGGCGUCACCUGUAUCGAACACAACAGGGAGGUCAACAUCAACAAAUUUCUUUCCAGGUUGUUGUGGAAACGGAGAAUGUUGAUCAUUUCCUCUCCUUCUGAAGAAGAAUGGGCAUUUCAACAGCAGCUCACAGCAUUACAUGGCCAGGCCUGCAAUCUGGGAAUUCGCCACUUUACUCUGUUGAAGUUGGUGGGAUCAGGUGAAGAUGUUUCAGGAUCUAUGGAAGUGUUUCCAUUGAAUGGAAGAGCUGAAGUGGCGACGGAGGUGCUUUCCUCAAUGCUGGUGAAAGGCCUUCGUGAACACUUCCAGAUCAGCGAGGAGCACUUUAUGCUGUUCGUAAUCGGUAAAGAUGGCACCAUCAACUCCUGGUACCUGACUCCUGUCUGGUCGCUGACGAACAUUUAUGAACUGGUGGACUCAAUGCGGCUGAGGCAAGAGGAGGUACAGCUUCAAGAGACGCUGGGAAUCUCAUGCCAGGAGGAUGAAUAUUCCCCCCAUUACCGUGGAUACCCUGAGCAUGGAUAGCAUCCCCAUAAUAGGAAAUAAUUCUCAUGUGAGACUUUGAUUGCGAUUACAAAUCACUAAUGAUAUGAACUUUGUUUUAAAUAUAUAGUCAAUUUAUAUCAGCAAUAUGCAUUGGACAGUUUACAAUAUCAAUGUUAUCACUGCACUUUGUACUUGUUAGGGUGGUAGUGCUGCAGUAACCAAUACAGUAGCUCCCCUGAUGAGCUAAGUUGCCUUUUUGGUGCUUAAUAUUUUCUUCCAGCAACCCUUAAAGACAUAAGACAUAAACCUGCUCCCGUAUUUGCAGAGAUGCCUGCAUCACCCUGCCUCACUGACCUGGUACAAAUUAAGGCAGAACAGUUCUAGAUGAUUACUUCUCAGCUCUGUUACCAACAUCUUUCUUGUCUACAUAUUCUACUGGCACUAGAAAUGAUUAUUGCUGUUCCAAACCUCCCUCUCAGCUCCACAUACCCAAUUUGGCAGAAAGGUAGUGGUGUAGCAGCAAUGUCACUGGGCUAGUAAUUGGGAAUCCCAGGCUAAUGGGGAAAUAGAUUCGAUUCCCAUCAUGUUAGAUUGUAAAAUUUGAAUUCAGUUAAAAUCUGGAAUUAAAUGCGAGUCUAAUGGUGACCACAUAACUACUGUUGAUUGUUGUAAAGUUUCAUUUGGUUCAUAAAUGUCCUUCAGGGAAGGAAAUCUGUCAUCCUUACCUGAUCUCAAUUACAUACGACUCCAGAUCCCCAGCAAUGAGGCUGAAUCUUAACUGCAGGGUGGGCCUAGCCAUAAAGUCUCAAUCCUGCAAAUGAAUUUAAAAAAAAUUCUACAAAUUCUCCCUCAUUCCUGUGUUGAAAACGUAUUUUUCCAAAUGUUCAAAACUGUAGCACCUUUGAAUU
Molecule: messenger RNA, 3807 nt
Organism: Hemiscyllium ocellatum (epaulette shark)
Lineage: Eukaryota; Metazoa; Chordata; Chondrichthyes; Orectolobiformes; Hemiscylliidae
Product: coiled-coil domain-containing protein 80-like
Exons: 7
Coding region: 8-2938 (976 amino acids)
Source: RefSeq, a predicted model, not a curated record